GGCUUUACGACACUGUUGUUCCUUUGCGGCCCCUCCUGGUAAUUGCGAACACAUAGGUAAACAAUCCCAGCGUGUCUUUCGGUUCAGACAAAAACGGACUUCUCCAGUCGAGGUCAGCUCGGAAAAGCUUAACGCAUCCUUUCGUGACGAUGCUUCUCAAAACCCGAGCGGUCUAUUCACUCGGUCUUCGCAUGUGCUCCACACAUGUGACGACCGGACCAGUGAGUGAAUCAGCAAGACCCAGUUCAGACAUGUCUGAAUUCCGAAAGGCCUUCGCUAAAGCCAAGAACAUAGCGAUCAUCACCGGAGCCGGCGUGAGCGCAGAGAGUGGAGUGCCGACUUUCAGGGGAGAAAAUGAGAAGUGGAGGAAGUGGCAUUCUCAGGACCUCGCUUCUCCAGAAGCCUUCUCUCGUAACCCGUCUCGGGUCUGGGAGUUUUACCAUUACAGGAGGGAGCUGGUGUUGGACAAGAAGCCCAGCGCCGUCCAUUUGGCCAUAGCAGAGUGCGAAGCUCGUCUGAAGAAGCAGGGACGCUCGGUGGUGGUUAUCACCCAGUGCCAAGACGACCUGCACCGACAGGCUGGGUCAAAACACGUGCUCAAGAUCCACGGCAGUCUGCUGGAGACGCGCUGCAUGAGUUGCGGACAAGUAACGGUGAACAAGCAAAGCCCCAUAUGUGCUGCCUUAAAGGGCAAAGGAGCACCUGGCGCAGAUGUUCCUGAUACACAGAUCCCCGUGGAUAAACUGCCAAGAUGCGAGGAGAGAGACUGCCAUGGUCUUCUGAGGCCCAACGUGGUCUUCUUUGGGGAGACUCUGGACUCUCAUAUCCUGACCACCGUGGAAAAGGAAAUGGAAAUCUGUGAUCUCUGCCUGGUGGUUGGGACGUCAUCCAUUGUUUACCCUGCAGCCAUGUUUGGUCCCCGGGUGGCAUCUAGAGGUGUUCCUGUGGCAGAAUUUAACAUGAACACAACACCAAAAACUGAAUAUUUCACGUACCAUUUCCAAGGUCCGUGUGGAAUCACGCUUCCUCCAGCUCUGGCGCCGCAUGAGUCAGAGGAGCUAUAAAAAAAACAGAUUUUAGAUAAGAGUCUGUGGUGUCUUCUGCAGUCUCGUGCAAUCAAAAGCUGCUGGAUUUCAUCGCAGUUUAUCAAAUGGCAAACUGCCCAAAAAACAACACAAUUUCUUUUUUUCUUUCUUUUUUUUUUAAUGUUGUGGAUUUCUUAAUACUUGAAUAUCUUGCUUACUAACUGGAACCAGAUCAGAGUACUUCUUCUAUUCCCAACAUUCCCUGCGUAGUUUAAAGCAGGGAAAUUACAACUUCAUUAUGAAAGGGAAUGCACAACGCAUUUACGUACUUCCGUAGGAAAUGAUUUAACGUUUUCAGAUCAGAUGUUUAUAGGAGAUUUUCUUUCUGUUCUAGAAACUCUACAGUGAUGCUGUAGAAAAGAACAACAUAUUCAUUGUUGUGCCAAUAGAUGGUAUUCUGUUCCUUUGCUGUCCAAUGGACGGAUAUGCAGACAAAAUCUCGUGCCUUUCCAAACUCUUUAUUCAACUUUGACCAAAUGUUUGCUGUAAACAUCAAGUGCAAAUCAACCACUGUUACAGAUAUUUAGUCAAGUGUUUAGUUUACUGAAAAAAAAAAAGGGUAGAGGAUAAAGCAGGGUGAUUUACUUCUCGUUGUGUUAGGAUGUGUUGGUCUGAUGUCUGAAGUCAGCUGGUUACAUGUAUAAAGUGUUCAGGAGACAUUAGAUGCAUUUUUAUAUUUUUCUCUGCUUUCUGAAUCAUCUAUAUGUCCUAAUGUGGCUAGAGGUUUCCCAAGAUCAAAAAGCAAUAAUAUAAAAAGAUGAUUUUUUUUUUUUUCAUUGUUUUUUAAUCAGCUUCAUUGUCUAUGGACUAUACGCACAGUGCUUUUCGAUGUAUUGAUACUGCUGACACAUUUACACAAAGCAUUAUUAUUAUUAAAAUUCUUCAACAGCA
This is a messenger RNA of Fundulus heteroclitus (mummichog), 1976 nucleotides long. Its product is annotated as NAD-dependent protein deacylase sirtuin-5, mitochondrial. The record is from RefSeq and is a predicted model, not a curated record. Gene Ontology annotation, molecular function: protein-succinyllysine desuccinylase activity; NAD+ binding; protein-malonyllysine demalonylase activity. The transcript has 9 exons. Lineage: Eukaryota; Metazoa; Chordata; Actinopteri; Cyprinodontiformes; Fundulidae. Bases 150 to 1064 code for a protein of 304 amino acids.